UUACUAUAUUUACCGGUAAUUGUAGUGUUUGGUGAUAUAAUGUGAAUUGUAUUGAAUAUACGAUCCCUUAAGUACUGCUAUUAGUGUUGUUUGAGUGUUCGGGUGUAGGCUUUGACUGCAUUUGACUAAUAAUACCAGCGAUUGAUGUGUUGACUCAUUGGCCACACAUUGCCGCCGAUCGGUAAUCACUGACCACAAUGAGUGCCAAGAAGUGUAGUCGAUGUGAUAAAACUGUUUAUCCCAUUGAAGAACUCAAAUGUCUCGAUAAGGUUUGGCACAAACUAUGCUUCAAAUGUCAAGAGUGUGGUAUGACUUUGAAUAUGAAGAACUAUAAGGGAUUCAACAAACUUCCCUAUUGUAAUGCACAUUGUCCUCAGGCCAGGGCUACGGCCGUAGCCGAUACACCAGAGGCGCGACGAUUGGCUGAAAACACAAAACUUCAAAGUCAAGUGAAAUAUCACGAAGACUUUGAACGACAAAAGGGUAAACUAACGCAAGUGGCCGACGAUCCCGAAACACUUCGCAUCAGAAAUAUAUCACAAAGGAUUAGUAACGCCGCAUAUCAUGGAGAGUACGAAAAGAAGAAACAAAUGGAGCAGAAGAGGAAUGUCGGACAAGAAGAUAAUCGCGUCAGCAAUGGCUUCUCUGCCGUCAGUAUGCAACACACGGCGGCCAUCACGACUCCCGCCUCACAUAUAAUCGAUGAGAACAAAAACUCUCGACAAACGAUUCAACUUCAGCAACAACAGCAACAACACAACGACUCAAUCAAUCAUAACAUUCGAAACAGUGGUGACAACAAUACAUAUCUUCAUAAUGUUGGUCCACAAUCUCAUGCUUUUCAUACUAAUAAUAAUAAUAACAAUAAAGAUAUGAAUGCUUAUCCAUCUAAAUCUCAAUCUAAUGUUAUAUAUACAUCUGAUGAGGGACCAGUAAAUGAAAACUCGAAAAAAGUUGGAUCAAUUGCAGAUUACGAUCCAAUUAACGAUAACUACGGUUCCAUUGCUAGUGGUUAUCGGAUUGAUAACACCGCUGCUUAUUAUACAGGCGGUCCUCAAACAUACACUCAGGUGGUGUCCAACACAGCAAUACGUCGACCAACGAGUCGAUCAUUUCGUGCGAUAUAUGACUAUACAGCUCAAGACAUUGAUGAGGUUUCCUUCUUAGAUGGAGAUGUUAUUGUAAAUUGUGUGCCUAUAGAUGAGGGUUGGAUGACAGGUACUGUUCAACGCACCGGACAGACUGGAAUGUUGCCAUCAAAUUAUGUCGAGUCUUAUAAUUGAUUGUUUUUUACACUAAUAUGUCUUAUAUUUUCUUAAAUGCCGUACUUUUCUAAUGUAUUAAUAAAUGUUUAUUAAAGCGUUAACUUUAUUACCACUUAAUAUAGUGAAUGUUUGUAAGUGAAUGAAAUGAUCUAAUUUUAUGUGUUUGAAUGUCUUAUAUAUUGAUAUUUUUAGCCAUUUUGG
Molecule: messenger RNA, 1466 nt
Organism: Oppia nitens
Lineage: Eukaryota; Metazoa; Arthropoda; Arachnida; Sarcoptiformes; Oppiidae
Product: LIM and SH3 domain protein Lasp-like
Exons: 6
Coding region: 198-1283 (361 amino acids)
Cellular component (GO): focal adhesion
Molecular function (GO): actin filament binding
Source: RefSeq, a predicted model, not a curated record